This is a messenger RNA of Sphaeroforma arctica JP610, 1276 nucleotides long. RefSeq lists its product as hypothetical. The transcript has 2 exons. The record is from RefSeq and is a predicted model, not a curated record. The coding region runs from base 82 to 402 and encodes 106 amino acids. Lineage: Eukaryota; Ichthyosporea; Ichthyophonida.
AGGUUGCAACCCAUCAGCUGGUUCGGAUUCGCUGUGAUAUGCAUCUCUGUCUUCGUAUUCCAAAGGGUACGCGUCAAAGAAAUGCACCGCCUGCCCAUGACCGCCGAGGACAGUGGUUACGAGUCGCUCGCGCUGACGGACAAAGACGAUCGGGAUGACAGCUUCGAUAACUCUAGUACCGAACUGUUCGAGGAUCAUUUGCCGCAGACCCCGUGCAUACCACUAGACGAUACCGUCAGUGCCGGCAGUUCAUUGGAUGCUAUUUUGGUCACAGGUGGCUACGCUCCACCCGCAACAAUGGCCAGGUCCAGAACGCUGUCCGGUUCUACGAAUUGGGUGCGCAACAGUCCACAGCCGACCAAUGCUGAAACGCUGACUGUGGAGUUGAGUUCUCAUUCAUAGGCCAUAUAUAGCGCAAUAUGGCGAUGUGCCUAUACAGCUCGAGUGCAGCAUGAGUGUAUCCGAGACGUCGCGUCUAUUCACGAUGCGGUCUUCGCACUACUUGCCGCCUUAACCAAUCAUCUGCACCGCUCGAUCGCUCCGCGUAAAUUGCUUAUGCACUAAGAUUUUUCCGCAAUUAUUGCACGAGUUGUGGAUAAUCUUAGUGAUAUUUGCGUAAUUACGGAGCACAAGUCUAUGGACACCCCUUCGUCCUGCACAGUCAAGACAUGCGACAAAAUCGGGCCUGGGAAGUAAUCUCAUUGCAUCCAAAGGUCUCUCAAGUAUAGUCUUUGGUGAGAUAGGUGCAUCAAAAACUAGGUCAAGAGCGCCGGCGGUAAACUCACAAAGCGCUAGAAGGUCACGAAGCUUGCACAUUGAAGUGCGAGUGAUGUUGGAUAUGGACUGCUGGAUUAAUUGUAACACUCCUACCAAUUAUGUCCAGGUCGGAAUGGAAUUCAAUUCGAUUCCAAGAAAUGACUCUUGCUAUCGACAGAGCAAGCAAUACCGUAUAUGUAGAGCUCAUGUAGCUUGAUGCAAUAUUUCGAGGCAAAGGGUUUUGUUACCAUGCUUGUGCACUACCGCCCGUCAGUCUCUCGGACGUGAUGGACUGUAUCACGCACGUGAAUGUCUGAGCGCUGAUAUAUUUCUACUCAUCUGUUCCAGUUCUACUCACCUCUGAACGGUAGACGUUGAUCCUAACAACCACAAUAGAAGCACGAAAGGAACAGAAAAAAAUGGUACCGGAAAAGGAAUGUAUCGCAGUUUCUAAGCAAUAGGCUCGUCACAGCGAAACGAUAAUUUAUGUUGAUUAAGUUCCGAUAAAUAAUAUAUACGU